Messenger RNA from Prorocentrum cordatum, 1902 nucleotides. NCBI's taxonomy places the organism in Eukaryota, Dinophyceae, Prorocentrales, Prorocentraceae. The record is from the annotation of a GenBank genome assembly.
AUGGCUACGGCAGGAGGCCCGCGCCGCACAGCAGGCGGAGGCCGCGCGCGGAGCGGAGAAGUCGGCAGGGGCCGAGGACGAGCCCAGGCCCAUGGCGCAGAGCGGGAGGCCGCGGCGGAGCGCCAGGCGGAGGCCGAACACACCCACGAGGAGGCGCAGGAGCUGGCCGCGGCGGCGCUGGCGGAGGCCCAGGGGCCGGGGCUGGCUGCGCGCGAAGCCUUUUACGAGAAGGUGGAGGGCCAGCUGCAGGCGAGCCGACGGGCGCGCCAGGCGGCGGGGGCAGCCAACCCGCCUAAGGCGGCGGAGCGCGUCGCCCAGGCUCGGCGCCAGGCGUCGGCCGAGAGGCCCCGUUCGGAGGCCAGGCCGCCGCCCCCCUGCGCCCGGCAGCGACGCGAGGAGCUGGCUGCGGAGCGGCGCUGGGCGGACCUGGCGGGCUUCGCGCGGAAGGCGAAGAAGCCCAGCGCGCGGCUGCGCUGGCUGGUGCCAGGGCUCGGGGUGCCCAUCGUGCCGCUGCGCGACGUGCUGCGCCACCGCGGCGGGAGCGUGGGGCGGUCCGCCGUGCGCGAGAGCAGCGCGCCGAGCCACGUGGGCAGGAAGGCUCCCGUCCGAGGAGGCCCGGCGCCGCCAGGGCCCGGCUUCGGCGCCAGCCUGGGGGCCUUCGGGCUGCCGCGGCCCCGGCCCGCGGAGCCCGGCGCGCCGCGGCCGGGGGCAGCGGAGCGGGGCGUGUCGCCCGCAGCCUUCGGCAACUUCGCCAAUUUCAUGGCCAACGCGCUGGAUUCGGUUGUCGGCAGGCCCGACCAGAGACCCGGAUCCGUUGGCGCUGUCCGGGCGCGCCCGCAGCAGGCGGGGGCGCCAGGCGGGCAGCCGAGGAGGCAAUCAUCCCGCGGGGCCACGACGAGAUCCUCAGGGGAAAAGGUGAGAGCAAUUCAUGCUCGCGGCUUUCACCCUGACUUCAGGGUGCCCCAGGCGCAGGUCAGCCUGGUCCGCGCCCCGGAGCCGCCCGCCCUGGUCGUGGCGGCGGCCGGCCCGGGCACGGGGCACGGGGAGGUCCGGAAGCAGGAGCCCGCGCCCGCCGCGGCCGGCCCCGCGGCCGGCGAGCCCGGGGAGCCGCAGGCCGAGCUGGCCGAGGAGGCUGCCGCAGAGAAGUCUGCGGAGGCCGAGCGCAAGAUGGAGGCGGAGCCAGCAGUUGAGGCCGAGCGGUUGGCGAGGGAGGAGGCCGAGCGCAAGAUAGAGGUGGAGCGGUUGGCCGAGGAGGAGGCCGAGCGCAAGGUAGAGGCCGAGCGGAUGGCCAGGGAGGAGGCCGAGCGCAAGGCGGAGGCGGAGCGGUUGGCCGAGGAGGAGGCCCAGCGCAAGGUAGAGGCCGAGCGGUUGGCCACGAAGGAGGCCGAGCACAAAGCGGAGGCGGAGCGGUUGGCCGAGGCCGAGCGGUUGGCCAGGGAGGAGGCCGAGCGCCAGGCGGAGGCCGAAGUCCUGGCAGAGGCAGCGCGGAUUGCGGAGGCCGAGCGCGUGGCGGAGGCCGAGCGCUUGGACAAGGAAGUUGCCAUGUCGCAGGAGGAGGCGGAGAGCGAUGCGGCACAAGUCUGCCCUAUGGAGGCCCCGGUCGCCGCGGGCAGCGGCAGUGCCCAGAGCGCCGAGCACGAGCAGGGGGGCGUCAGCAGGCUCGAGGUCUCCCGGCUGCGCUCGGCCCCGGCGGCCCCGGACCACAACACCCCCCGGGCCAGGGGCUGGCUCAAGAAGGAGGCGUCCGAUGGCCACAGGCCAGACACUUCCCCGAAGGGCAGCUGCAAGAGGAGCGAGACCCCGUCCAGGCUGCGGACGCUGCAGGAGUUCUGGGGCAGCGGCAAGGACACCGCGGGCCACCCGAGGCGGCGACAAGGGCAGCCUCUCGAAGCAGGAGGUUGA